GAGAGAGAGAGAGAGAGAGAGAGAGAGUGAGGGUGUGGGGCAGGGGAGUUUCUAGCUAUUGGAAAGAUCCGGGGCAAAGUGAAGUUUAUCUGGGACUGGACUUUCUUGUUUUCGAAGGAACAUUGCCAUUGGGGGCAAAAUACUCGGGGGUAUAGCUGCGAGUGAUCGGACAUAACAUGAUCGGACAUCGGACAUGGUGUGGGGUUUGAGUGGGACCCGGAUUUGCUCGAAGCUGAGGAAGGUGUGCAUGUAUAAUUGCAUGGGACCCCGAUCACGAUCGUAUUUCUAUUUGGGUUCCUGCUGUAUAUAACUUAACGUAGUGGAUGAAACAAUCUACCACCCGAAUGAAUAGGGGCUCAGUGCUCUGCUCCGGACGGGUACACAGUCGUUUAAAAUAGGGGUUCCCAGCCUUUUGAUGGCCGCGGACCGGUUUACGUUGCACGAAAAUUUCACGGACCAGUAAAACGGCCGCGGAGAGGCCGGGAGGUGGAGUACAGGCAGAACAGGAUUUAAUAAGUUGAAAUAUAUUCAUUUUUGAGAUGGGCACAGAACGCAUGAAUGUGAGGGGUCGUAAAAAUGAAAAUAUAUAACUUAUUUUUGGAAAUUAACUAGCUCCACGGGCCAGUGGCAUACUGGCCAUGUACAGGUACCUGUUUGCAGAGCGGGACUUGGGAUAAUACCCGCAUAAUAUAAAGCAGUGUAAUGCAUUUCCCGAACUGUCCGCUGAUGGGCGCUGAUGUCCCGCAGAUGUAGCUAAACUCUCCCACAGAGGACACGGCUUGGGAUACGGGGAGCCCAGUAUGGGAAAAUGUGUUCCCACACCCCUUUUUUUUUAAAUUCUGUAUUUAUUUUAUCCAAUUUAAAUGGAAGCGUUAGCGUUUGUAAGUUCGUUACAAACAAAAAAAGUUACUGUGCACGAUUAACUGGAAAGGGAAUUAUACCUCAUUUCUUCCUUUACUUAUCAAGUGAGCGUUUAAUUUUCUUACUUGACCUUAGAUCAAUACGCAGACUAGCUAAACAAACUUUAUCUCAGAUGUAUGACAUUAAUAGAAUUAUACCCAUAUCUGUUGACUCAUUCAAGACACUGACUAGCUUCGUACAACAUAUGUGUAACAGUGCAACCUGAUUCUUUAUCCUGGAGUGGAUGUAUUUUAGUCAGUUACGUUAGUCAUUUACCUAGCCACAACUCCCUGCCUGACUGAACGUAAAUGAAUGAGAGAAUUAGUUUUUUUUUCUCCUCCAGACCACAGCUCUGCAUACUGGGUUCGAAUGAUUAAAACCAGUAAACCUAACUCCUCUCUCACCGUCCACUCAGCCUGCUCUGGCACAGUAAGCUGGGUUAUUUCAGACGCAAAGCUGAUAUACCAAAUGGUUAUUCAGUUUUAGGAAACAGCCCGACUGGAAACCCUGUGAUUUGUUCAAUCUUUUAUUUCAUUCGAACAUCUUAAAAAUAUUAUUUUGCAUGUCUUACUAUAGGGUUGUUCCCUGCCUCGUGCCCAUUGCUACCGGGAUAGGCUCCGGACCCCCUGCGACCCAAUAGGAUAAGCGGUUUGGAAAAUGGGUGGAAGGAUGGAUGUCUUACUAUAAUCAUCGAAACGCAACGUUAAUGCGUGUAGUCAGAAAAUGGCACUUAUUUUAAGAGACGAUUAUCGGACCAGGAAUUCUAUUUUCUCUUUUCAUUGAACUAUAAUCAAUUAGUGACGAAUAAAGAAUUGGAAAAGUAUUUACAAGGGAACCGAUUACCAUUCAUGAUAUGUCCACUUGUCUCCGGAUACUCUGACAAUCCGGGUAAAAGUCCCUUGAUCUCCGUAGUGCCCUGAAUAGCUGGAGAUGCUCAUUUCCGGAGCAGUCGGUCUGGACGCUGUCAGUCCUCCUUCUUACAUGUAAAGCUAGAAAGAUUGCUUCCGAGCGGCUCCUGCUCAGCUGAACCAAAUGAAACAAAUAUACAUUUUUAUGGAACUUGGAGGGGAUUAGUCGGAAGUAUUUAACAUGCGCGAAUCAGAGAUCAAAGGAUAAGAAAAGAAGACUGCCCCUAAGGAAGAGGGGUGGGAGUCGGAGUGGGAGGGGGGGCGACUACCCCCCCUCCAAAGAGGAAAAUCCCGCUUGACAAACCCUGCUCGCUGAAAUAUGCCUUUGUCCUGGAGGAGCUGGAUCGCGAACGAAGGCAGCAAGCACUUUAUCCUGGUACUAUGGCUGUGUACGAAUACCGCACUGUUUUGGAAAACUUUUGUUUCUUACUGCAGCGGUCCGCAGCAUUAUUAUCUCCACAAGAUGCUUGGGGUGGGCCUGUGCGUGAGCCGUGCCUCAGCUGCUGUUUUGAACCUGAACUGCUGCUUAGUUCUCCUGCCCGUCUGCCGCUCAUUGCUGGCCGGUCUCAGGGGCUUCCAGAAGGUGACGAGUAGGAAGGCCAGGAGGAUCUUGGACAAAAGAAAGACCUUCCAUGUAGCAUGUGGCAUUGCCAUUGGCCUCUUCUCAGUCAUCCAUGUGUCCGCUCAUCUCGCCAACGUGUACAGCUUUUCUGUCUGGUACUCCGAUGAGUUCCCCGCCCUCAACCUGGCACACUACCGGGGAGAGGAUCCAAGGAUCAUCAUGUUCACAACCGUCCCCGGGGCCACCGGCAUCCUCCUGGUUCUCGUGCUCUUCUUGAUGUUCACCGCUUCGUCAUACGGCAUGAGGCUUUCUAACUAUGACAUAUUCUGGUACACGCAUAACCUGUCCAUCGUCUUCUACGUCUUACUGCUCGUCCACGUUAUCGGCGGGGUCCUGAAAUAUCAGACCAACGUGGAGCAUCAUCCCCCAGACUGCUUCAGGCCCAACCGGACUGCCCCCGGGGAGCAGAGCUGGGGGUUCGUAAACUCCAGCCAGAUGGAUGGUUUUGGCAAAGUCUGCAGAGAGGACCCCCAGUUCCAGGCCCACUUCCCCGAGACGUGGCUGUGGGUCUCCGGGCCGCUCUGCUUGUACUGCGCCGAGCGGCUGCACCGCUAUAUGCGUGGCUGCAGGCCCGUGACCGUCGCAUCCGUGGUCAGACACCCCUGCCGCGUGGUGGAGGUGCACAUGCAGAAGAGCGGCUUCAGGGCCCGGCCCGGACAGUACAUUGUCCUAAACUGCCCCCACGUGUCCUCCUUCGAAAGCCACCCCUUCACUCUGACCACGUGUCCAACAGAGAGAAAUGCAACGUUUGGCAUCCACCUGCGCGUGCUGGGAGACUGGACUGAACGCUUCACAGACCUGCUGCUUGCUGAGCCCGAGGUCGGUGCAGAGAUCCUUCCAGUGGCCCACCAGAGGCGGUACCCCCGGGUGUACGUCGACGGACCGUUUGGGAGCCCCUCGGAGGACGUCUUUAACUACGAGGUCAGCGUGUGUGUGGCGGGGGGCAUUGGAGUCACGCCGUUUGCGUCGGUGCUGCAGGCGCUGCUGGACGACUGGCAGCAUCACAAGUUGAGGAGGCUCUACUUCAUCUGGGUCUGCAGGGAGCUGCAGUCCUUCUGCUGGUUUGCAGAGCUGCUCUGUUCCCUCCAUCAAAAGCUUUGGCAGGAGAAUCGCCCAGACUACCUCAACAUCAGACUGUACGUCAGCAAGGAAAGGGGCCUGCAGAGUCUAUCAGAGGGGCGUUACCAAGUACUGAGUGCUAGGCUUCUGAUUGGACGACCCAGAUGGGAACUGCUCUUUGAAGAGAUUGGGAGAGCCAAUAAGCAGAAACGUGUCGGUGUUUUCUGCUCUGGACCCAAAGGACUGUCUAAGACUCUCCACAAAAUAUGCAAUUCCAGUCAUUUUGGAGCCACAUUUGAGUAUAACAAGGAAUCUUUUAGCUGAGAUCCACAGCGCGGGACCUUAAAAGGUGCAAUACAUCUGCAGUGAGGAAAAGCCUGAGACCGUAAGCACUGGAGAAAGGUGACUGUCUGCUGUGAGAAGACUGGAGCUCUGGAAGGGGCCCUCGCUGUGCAGAGCAAACCAGCCUCACACUGGGUGCAUUCAGGGUAAAUGGGAAGCGAUGGGAAAAGCAGAUAUUUGUUUUAAGCCAAAACAAUUAUAAUUAAUAUUAUUAUGAUAAAUAUUAUUAUUAUUAAUUUUACUUUUCAUUUUAGUCACCUUUUUAAAAUUGUAAUCAGAUCUGUGGAGUUCCUAGCCCACAUUGUUAAAAUUCAUUGUUAUUUUUCAGUGUCUGCCUGUCCUGUAAAGAACUCCCAUUAAAAUUGAAUGAUUACAUAAA
Molecule: messenger RNA, 4210 nt
Organism: Brienomyrus brachyistius
Lineage: Eukaryota; Metazoa; Chordata; Actinopteri; Osteoglossiformes; Mormyridae
Product: NADPH oxidase 4
Exons: 18
Coding region: 2128-3813 (561 amino acids)
Biological process (GO): defense response; superoxide anion generation
Cellular component (GO): NADPH oxidase complex; plasma membrane
Molecular function (GO): superoxide-generating NAD(P)H oxidase activity
Source: RefSeq, a predicted model, not a curated record